AUGGCGGACCCAUUUAAGGCUCGGACGCUGAAACGCAAGAACGUCAAAGGCCUGGCUCUCAAUGCUGCCCCCAAACCAACAACAAAUGCUUCCGAGGGCGACGCUCAGGUCCCUGGAGCCGUUGGAAAUUCUGAAAGCAACCGCAGUGAUACCCUAGAGAUCGGACUAGAGUUUCGACUGGAUCUCCGCAGCGAGGACCUGGUAACGCUAAAAGAGUUGGGCGCUGGAAAUGGAGGCACGGUAUCAAAGGUCAUGCACGCAUCGACUAAGGUGGUAAUGGCCCGAAAGAUUAUCCGAGUCGACGCCAAAGAGAACGUACGAAAACAGAUCCUACGGGAACUGCGAGUCGGACAUGACUGCAACUGCGAAAAUAUUGUGACAUUCUACGGCGCAUUCCAGAAUGAAGCGAGAGAUAUUGUUUUGUGCAUGGAAUAUAUGGAUUGCGGAUCUCUCGACCAUAUCUCUAAAAACUUUGGCCCAGUUCGUGUGGAUGUGUUGGGAAAGAUCACAGAAUCCGUGUUAGCGGGUCUUGUUUACCUUUACGAAGUCCACCGUAUCAUGCACAGAGACAUCAAGCCAUCCAACAUCCUAGUCAACUCGCGCGGAAACAUCAAACUUUGCGAUUUCGGCGUUGCAACCGAGACAGUCAACUCGAUUGCCGAUACAUUCGUCGGAACCUCAACAUAUAUGGCCCCCGAGCGAAUUCAGGGAGGUGCUUAUACUGUUCGAUCUGAUGUGUGGAGUGUCGGUUUGACGGUCAUGGAGUUGGCUGUGGGACGAUUCCCAUUUGAUCACUCAGACUCAGCUGCUGGAAACCGUGCUAGCUCAGGGCCCAUGGGUAUUCUUGAUUUGCUUCAGCAGAUUGUUCACGAAACCGCCCCCAAGCUGCCCAAGAGUGAUGCCUUUCCACCCAUCCUGCAUGACUUUGUUGGAAAGUGUCUGAUGAAGAAAUCUGAGGACCGACCAACCCCUCGGGAACUCUACGACAAGGAUGCCUUCUUACAAGCCGCGAAGCGCACACCGGUGGACCUGCAAGAAUGGGCUAUUAGCAUGAUGGAACGACACAACCGCAAAUCAUAUUUGGCACCCCCAGCACCAAAGUCGCUCAAAGAGAACGCCACACCAACGACUAGCACUCCAUCAGGCGCUAUCCAGACCCCUACGUCUGCUGCAAUGCCAACUCCCAAGCCUGCCCCUAUCAGCAAAUCCGCUCGCAUCCCUCAACCCCCACAACAGUCUUCACACUACCAGAGUUCUGUAUCAAGCCAAUCCCCCGUACAUAUGAGCAAUGACGUUUCAUCUCCUCGCUAUUAUGGCGGCAGCAGUGCCCAACAGCCUAGCAGCCACCAGUACUCCUCAUCGCGAUCCACACGGUCCCCGCCGCCCCCAUCACUGGAGCAUCUAUCUUUGGAAACAAAGAUGGAAGAUGACCGCUCCGGCCGACGCCCGAACCGCCUUCUCGGUGAACCUGGAUCCGCCAUUGAUCCAUCUUCGCGACCAUUCAUGAGCCCGCGCUCCCUCAGCUCAAACAACAACCACCCGCAAGCUGAUUUGCACUCUUCAGCAUUGCCCCUCCGCCCCGCACCCCCGAGCGGCCCCCCUCCCCCCAGCUCCAGUUCCUGCUGGUGGAAACUGGCGCGGUUACCAGGGGCAAAUGCCAGGAGCAACUUGAAGUGCCCAAUAUAG
Penicillium angulare is the source of this 1686-nucleotide messenger RNA. RefSeq names its product MAP kinase kinase Ste7 (gene ste7). Gene Ontology annotation, molecular function: ATP binding; protein kinase activity. The transcript is spliced from 4 exons. The record is from RefSeq and is a predicted model, not a curated record. Gene Ontology annotation, biological process: protein phosphorylation. The coding region runs from base 1 to 1686 and encodes 561 amino acids. Lineage: Eukaryota; Fungi; Ascomycota; Eurotiomycetes; Eurotiales; Aspergillaceae.